Messenger RNA from Cololabis saira (Pacific saury), 2239 nucleotides. It is a transcript of the gene tcp11l1, whose product is annotated as t-complex 11, testis-specific-like 1. NCBI's taxonomy places the organism in Eukaryota, Metazoa, Chordata, Actinopteri, Beloniformes, Belonidae. Gene Ontology annotation, biological process: signal transduction. The coding region runs from base 276 to 1787 and encodes 503 amino acids. The record is from RefSeq and is a predicted model, not a curated record. The transcript is spliced from 10 exons.
GAGUUAGUUGUUUGGUGGAAAGCAAAGCUGAAGCAAAGCCGUCGGAGAGACGAGGAUACGACACAAAUAAAAUCAGCUUUCUGAGGAAGAAAAAAACCGCCUUCCUUCUGUAAGAGACGGUUUGGCUGCCAGGAAGUAGUAACUAACUUGUGUGAUGAAGCAGCGGUAGUGACAGUUGCGCUCACACCGACGCCUUGCUCCAUCAGCUCCAUCAUCUCCAUCAGCUCCACCAUCUCCAUCCUCCGGUCUUUGUCCAGCGACUACGAGACUCCAGCAUGCCGAAGGAGGAGGACCGCCUCAAGGGUGGAGGAGAGCAGGAGCCCAAGGGUGAGGGGACGCAGGAUGUCCCUGAAGAGACAGUGAGGAAGAGGGUGAGGGGGAACACCCCGAGCCCCCACAGAGGGAGCACCCCACAAGCCAGCCCCCCCAGGUUUGUCUCUGUGGAAGAGCUGAUGGAGACGGCUAAAGGAGUCACCAACAUGGCUUUGGCUCAUGAAAUAAUCAUCAACCAGGCUUUUCAAGUCAAACCCACAGAACCUCCUGAAGGAAGUUUGGAGCGCAAGGUGAAGGAGAUCAUGCACAGAGCAUUCUGGGAUUGCUUGGAAGCUCAGCUGAAGGAGGAUCCACCAACAUACGGGAAUGCCAUCAAGCUUCUGGCAGAGAUAAAAGAGACACUGCUGUCUUUCCUGCUGCCGGGCCAUGGUCGCCUGCGGUCCUGCAUUGAUGAGGUUCUGGAUCUGCCUCUGAUCCAGCAGCAGGCUGAAAACGGAGCUCUGGACAUCGGCCGGCUGUCCCAGUUCAUCGUUGGGAUGAUGGGCUCUCUGUGUGCCCCCAGCAGGGACCAGGACGUUAAUAAGCUGAAGGAGAUCACCGAUAUUGUACCGCUGCUGAAGGCCAUCUUCUCUGUGCUGGACCUGAUGAAGGUGGACAUGGCCAACUUUGCCCUGAGCAGCAUCAGGCCUCAUUUGAUGCAGCAGUCAGUUGAGUAUGAGAGGAACAAGUUCCAGGACUUCUUGGAGAAGCAGCCCAAUGCCUUAGACUACACUGAGAAGUGGCUUGAAGAAACAGUGAAGUGCCUGAGAGAAGCAGACGAGGGCGGUCGUAGUGCUGCUUCACCUGAAACUCCCUCACCUGCCCUCCUCAAUGUCCAUAAUCACGCGUACCUUCGCCUGCUCCGGUGGGACCACACUUCAGAUCCCUUCCCAGAGACAGUGUUGAUGGAUCAGGUUCGGUUCCAGGAGAUGCAGCAGGAGGUUGAGCAGCUGGUCCUGCUCUCCUCUCUCCUCCUCAUUGUCUACACUACUACUGGAGAGGCCAUUUCAGGCCUGCCAGGACUGAUGGAGACCCUGAAAAAUAUCGUCAGCGUCAUGCUUGCAGACAUGCACAUACCGUCUUUUAAUGUUCAGGAGGCCUUAGUGACCAUCGGUGAGAAACUGUGCGUUGAAUUGAUCCGCUCUUUAAACCAGCAUGGCUUCUCUCCGUUCUCUCCUGAGCGAACGAGCACUCUGAAGGGGCAAAUCUCAGCCGUCAUCCAGCCGGACAACAAAGUCCGUAGGCUGAUGGACUCUCGGGUUCAGACCUACCUCUUGGCUGCCCUGGAGUCCAGUCAGCACAAGACCCCUCCGCCUCUCCCAGGAGGCCUGGCUCCCGUCAGCAGGGAGCUAAAAGAGCUCGCUGUUCGCUUUAGUCGCCUUGUCAAUUACAACAAGCUGGUUUUCUCCCCAUUCUAUCAGAAGAUCCUCCAGCAAGUAUUGACAUCAGUGGAGAGACCCAACACAGAGACUUAAAGCCCCAGUAUGGAGUAAGAGUGGGGUGGAGUGCGCGCUGUAGUCCUGCAGGUUUCCCUCGCUAGUCACGGUUUAGUAGAGAAGAGAGAUAAGGAAGCUGAUCUGUCAUCAGUAAGGAAAGCUAGCUCUGCAGAAAAUGCACCUUAAACUUACUUCAUCGAGAAAAAAAAAACCCACUGCAGUUUCAUUUACUCACAGUGUUAUUUAUUUCCUGAAAUAUCAGACCUCAUAAUUGUGAACACUCCAAUAGCCAUCUUUGCAUAAACUUGUGUCUAACAGCUGGGCUCGAUACCUGUGUUAUUUAGUCCGUACCUGAUAACUGAACAGUGCUUGUUACGGUUACUCAACCUGAGUAAAAGCGUGCUUCUUCCCACAAACAUUAUGUAGCUGUAAACAUUUUAAAACUUUAAAUAAAAAACAGACAAACCCUAAAACAUCUAAUUAGAAAUCAA